GGUGGCAGUACGGAAAAACACGAAGACUCCUCGGAGGUCAAAGUGUUGCACUUCCUGCUCGGCGGUAAAGCGUGUGCUGCUUUGCGAACUGCAAACGUUAUUGUGACGAAAAGAUACAAAAGCUGUUAGUUCCCAGACAUUAAUAAGUAGAACAGAAAUGAGUUUACCUCUGAACCCAAAGCCAUUCCUGAAUGGCCUGACAGGCAAGCCAGUGAUGGUGAAACUGAAGUGGGGAAUGGAGUAUAAGGGCUACCUGGUGUCUGUGGAUGGGUACAUGAAUAUGCAGCUGGCAAACACAGAAGAGUAUGUGGAUGGAGCAUUGGCGGGUCAUCUUGGUGAAGUGCUUAUCAGGUGCAAUAAUGUUUUGUACAUCAGAGGUGUAGAAGAAGAGGAAGAAGAUGGAGAAAUGAGGGAGUGAUGUUGGUGAACAGGACUCUGUCUGAGUGUGAUUGUACCUCGUAGUUGAGUUGAUGUGUGUUUGUGUUUUCACCAUGUGAAACAAAUGAACGCUUGUGGGUUUUGGUUAUUUUUCAAGCAGUCAAGACUUUUUUUUUUUUACUGUAUGUAGGGCCAAUUUUAUGUUGUGACAUUGUGAUACAGACACAAUAAAUGAUUAUACCCUUUCUUAAA
This is a messenger RNA of Siniperca chuatsi (mandarin fish), 630 nucleotides long. RefSeq names its product small nuclear ribonucleoprotein polypeptide F (gene snrpf). Gene Ontology annotation, biological process: spliceosomal snRNP assembly; mRNA splicing, via spliceosome. Gene Ontology annotation, molecular function: RNA binding. The transcript has 4 exons. The coding region runs from base 158 to 418 and encodes 86 amino acids. The record is from RefSeq and is a predicted model, not a curated record. Gene Ontology annotation, cellular component: catalytic step 2 spliceosome; U1 snRNP. Lineage: Eukaryota; Metazoa; Chordata; Actinopteri; Centrarchiformes; Sinipercidae.